GUCGCCAAGUUGGCUAACACGCCACACUUAAGUCUCUCCUCUUGUGGGAGCUGGGAGGUUUUGAGUUUGAGUCACCGAGGAGGAUAGUUUGGGAUUUACUAACAGAGGGGAAGGACUAGAUCAGACCCUAAGAUAUGGUGCAGUACAAUUUUAAAAAGAUCACCAUUGUGCCCAACGGGAAAGACUUUGUGGAUAUCAUUCUCUCACGCACACAAAGGCAGACACCCACUGUUGUUCACAAGGGUUAUGCAAUAUCCCGUAUCCGUCAGUUUUAUAUGCGCAAAGUGAAAUAUACUCAAACAAAUUUCCACGAAAAGCUUUCUACCAUUAUCGAUGAGUUCCCAAGGCUUGAUGAUAUCCACCCUUUUUAUGGGGAUCUGCUUCAUGUCCUCUAUAACAAAGACCAUUACAAGCUUGCCCUUGGGCAAAUAAACACUGCAAGGAAUUUGAUUU
Molecule: messenger RNA, 453 nt
Organism: Cuscuta campestris
Lineage: Eukaryota; Viridiplantae; Streptophyta; Magnoliopsida; Solanales; Convolvulaceae
Source: the annotation of a GenBank genome assembly